AUGUCGAAACGAGGACAAUCAUCGUCAAUGUCUUAUAAAGACAAGGCAAAUCUUCAUUUCGUCGAGCAAGAAGAGCCGGCGUUCAUCAAGGCGAUGAAAUCGAAAAUGGGAUAUAAGGAACCGGCGAAAUUGGAGGAUAAAUUCGACGAGGAGGCGGGACCAGCGGAUUUCGACGACGACGAGACAGAUUUGAUGCGAAUGAAGGAAGAAGAUCGGCCUCAGGUGAUCGUUUUGAAUGAGGAGACCGAUUUGACGAAGGAGGAAAUGGUCAAGGAGUUGGACGCGAAGAAAAAGGUGGAGGAGGACAAACUCAUCGCCGAGGGAAAGAUCACCUUCAAAAAGCCGGUGAAACGAACGACGGAUGGCGAUUCCGUUGAUGAAGAGGCUGAAAAGAAGAAAAAGAAGAGCACACCGACGCCGACUGUCAAAAAAGGACUGCUAUCGUUUGGAGAUGAUGAUGAGGAGGAGGACGAUUGCUGA
Molecule: messenger RNA, 480 nt
Organism: Caenorhabditis remanei
Lineage: Eukaryota; Metazoa; Nematoda; Chromadorea; Rhabditida; Rhabditidae
Exons: 4
Coding region: 1-480 (159 amino acids)
Source: RefSeq, a predicted model, not a curated record